AUCGACGCUGUGAACGUUCUUGCAUUCGACGGCGACAAACAGACUACUUAGACCACCUGGUGAAGCACCCGAAGGCUUGCUAUUACUGCCCUGGUUACUUAUCGCUGCUGAACUCACUCAUGUCUUCCAAUACCAACAAUGACAUUGCCACACCAGCAUCUCCAUGGAAUCUUCCAGCUGGGAUCAGUUCUACUCACAUCACAAUUCGCAACAAUACUGUCAAAUCUCACUUCCUCUCCGCCGGGAAUCCCUCUGACCCUCUCAUUCUCCUCCUUCACGGCUUCCCCGAACUCUCGUACUCCUGGCGAGACGUCAUUAUGCCCCUCUCAUCUUCCAACAGCCCGGGAGGCACAGGCUACUACGUCGUCGCACCAGACCACCGAGGCUUCGGCCUCUCCUCCCUCCUUACCCGCUCUGAUCCUUCCUCACAAAUCUCGUACGACGAAGACCUCAACGACUACAGACAGGAAGAAUUAGUCGAAGACGUAGUUGCACUCGUACACGCUCUAGGAAAGACGAAAGUGCAUCUACUCAUCGGUCACGACUUCGGAUCUACGAUCGCGGGGAACUGUGCGAUCAUCCACCCGGAGCUUGCUGAGAGAUUGGUGCUUAUGAGCGCGCCGUUCACGGGUCCAGUGCCACAGACGGAUGAGGGCGUGGCGCAGGGUAGGGCAUUUAUGGAGAUGGUGCAGCGUGGACUUGCGGCCCUGGACCCGCCGAGGAAACAUUAUAUGGUGUAUUUCUCGGGUCCGGAGGCGAAUCGCGAUAUGCUCACGGGUGGCGGAGAGAAAGCGGGUAGUGGAGAGGGGGAGUAUUCUUUCCGCGACUUCAUACGCGCGUAUUGGCAUGUGAAGAGUGCGGAUUGGGAGCUGCAGCCGGACCCGCACUCUAUCCCGAUGCCUUCUCCUGGCUCUCCAGAUGCGAAGAACGGUAAUCCGCUCGAGGCUCUCGCAGAAAUUCCCGAAUAUUAUAUCAUGCGCUCGGAACUCACCAUGCCACAAACCGUACUUCCCCAUCUUCCCCGCACCAUCAAAUCCGCGAACGAAGACGAGGAGCAUUGGAUGUCCGAGAGCGCCCUCGCGGUCUACGUGGACACCUACCGUCGUACAGGCUUUCAAGGCGGUCUCAACCUCUACCGUGCCAUGAUAUCUCCUCUUGAUCCCUUACCCAAUGCGAAGCCGGAGCUGAUGAAGCGGAAGAUUGAGGUGCCGACGAUGUUCAUUGCCGGUAAGAAGGACUGGGGAACGUGGCAGUUUCCGGGGGCGGUGGAGAGGAUGAAGGCGCUGUGUGUGAGAAUGAGGGAGGCGGGGAGAGGUGAGGAGGGUGUUGUGUUGGUGGAGUGUGCUGGACAUUGGGUGCAGCAGGAGAGACCGAAGGUGGUUGUGAGACUAUUGGCAGAGUUCGCUAUGAAGGGGGUUUGAAUGGUUCGGAAUUCCUCGCAUGACCGCCCAGGAUUGGAUAGGACACUGCUGCUGAACCUAAACUGUAACCAAGAGUUCGAAAUAACUACUGUAAACGAGGAAAGUGCCCUGAGGAUGGUGUACGAGUAGUUGUACUUCAAUAUAUUGUACACAGU
Molecule: messenger RNA, 1576 nt
Organism: Stereum hirsutum FP-91666 SS1
Lineage: Eukaryota; Fungi; Basidiomycota; Agaricomycetes; Russulales; Stereaceae
Product: alpha/beta-hydrolase
Exons: 1
Coding region: 120-1421 (433 amino acids)
Molecular function (GO): hydrolase activity
Source: RefSeq, a predicted model, not a curated record